AUUUACCUUAUGAUUUUCACUACUCAAUUCGCCUGAGUGUAAGACAGUGCGGCUCCUAACUCCACCACAUUUGAUGAAAAUUUCGAAUCUUGAAUACAUAUCCGAAUACACCUAACAUUUUUCAGGUCUACAAUUAUUGAAGGUACGCAAAGGUAAAACUUUUAAUACUUUGGAAGCCCCUGUGCUCUUGAAAAAAAAUUUUUUUCGGCGAGAUUUGUUCAAAUUUCCGAAUUAGUUAUAAUUUUUGUCAAAGUAUUAGGUAAUUUUUCACUAUACUCAUUUACAGUUCGAUUCCUUGAAGUAACGUAACGCAAAGAAACAUAAGGUGUAUUUAGAAUAUGUAUAGAAGAUGUGAGUUUCGUAUCAACUGUGCCGGUCCCAAGUCCGGAUAAAGGAGGAGGGUUGAGUUACGUUACUGAACCGGGGAGCAUUUCGACCAUAGUCAAAACAAAUGUUAUGACGAGUUUCGCGUCAAAUCGUAUUCGCGGUUGGCAACCGUCUCCAGAUUUGAAUGAAACUUGCUGAACAUGCUGACUUUAUCACAAAAUGUCCUUUUUACUUAAUUUGUUUUUUCCAAAAUUUAUCUACACUGUCUUUCAAAACAGGGAAAAUAAAAAAUCAGUCAAAUUUUUCAAUAAAAAUACUUAAAGAAGCGUAGAAAAGCUUUUUUUUCCUUAGAAAUGCCCCUGUUGCAAACUAUGGAAGGUUUACAGGAAAAUAAUUCUUCACUAAACUCGCUUACAGUUCAAUUAUAUAGUAUCAGUCUGGAGACGUGAAGCAAGAUCUUAUUGGAAAAAGACGAGUGGAUAAUGUCACAGACAUAACUGGAGGUUGUGAGUACGAAUACGAAUUACGAAUUCACACUUCCACAUGUUGAUAAUCGUUCAGGCUGUGUGAAAUUAGCAACGUUUACUGCUUUGCCUCGCAAGCAAGCAGUAAAAGUUUUUCCAAAAAUUUGAAAAAAAAAAGUUUUGAGUUAUUUAUGAUUAUUUCACACUGCUGAAAAUUUAGUUAUAAAUUUCUGAUCAUAUUCUUGAUGACGUGGAAAAAAAGUAAUACGUAUUCACGUCAAUUAUUGCAAACCAUUUUGAACAGAUAUCUUGAAACCGUAUUUAUUAGGUUUCUGUUCUCCUUCACCUUGUAGUUGUAUUCUAACGAGCCUACAAACAGAGCAUUAUUUUAGAUCAGCGAAUAGCCAAUACUUACUGAGUGUCAGAUCUGGAGUGUAAUUCAUUCAAAUUAAUCAUUGUUGCCAUGAACUUAUGAACCGAUACAUUGUCUUGGUGGAACCGUUUUUUUUUCAACAUAUGAGAUCGUUUUUCUUAUAUUUUGGCAUUCAAAUGAUCUAUCAACGCUUUUGAUUGCUUUUCCUUUCUUCAAAUAGUCGACGAUGAGUAUACCACGUGCAACCCAAAAUACUGAAGCCAUAAUCUUAUCAGCUAACUAAUGUGCCUUUGGACGCUUCGGAUGUGGUUCACCGGCUGCAGUGAUGGUCGUUUUGAUUUCGGCGUGGAUCCAUUUUUCAUCCAUUGUCACAUAUCGACGCAAAAAAUCCACUAGAAUCAGAACGUUCACCAUCAUCGGCGUCUGAACGGUCACGUUUAAUUGCUGAAUUUAACCAAUAAUCGAAAAUGUUUCUUUUCGAUAGUGCAAAGUCCGAAUAACGCUUUUGAAGCCAUUGCUGGCAGCUUGUACAGGUUUUUAUUGAUCAAGAAUCAAUUUUAAAUAAACACACGAAAUUGUUUCUAAUACAUUGCUUUGAAAACGACGAAAGUAGUUUCACCUAAAUGGUUGUCCCUUUUUUUUCUGACUAAUGAUAUCGCCAUCUGGGUGUCAGUCUUUUGUCUUUUUGAUUGAUGUAUGUAGAAAAAUACCCUGAAAACAGCUAGUGGUUUAUUUUUCUCAACUGGGAUUAUGUAUCUUUGAGGGUCAUUUUCAAAUUCUAGAAAAAUCAUUUAUCUCUUUUCUUCAGUGCAAGUUAUUUCUGGGUACUCAAUUCACUUUUGAACACAAUUUAUGUACCUGUAACGGUUGUUGAGUUUCAAAGAUUCAAUGAAAGUGCAUGCACAUCCGCUCUUUUCGAUGUUCGCAAGAGAAAGAAUCCAUUUUUUCUUUUGAAGGAGAUGUCGUCUUUAUAUUUACAUACACGCUAAGAUUCUUCGCAUAUUCAGAAAAAAUGGAACAACUUUGAAAAAUUCCGAAGUAACUCAAACUUAAUUUCGCGGACUCGAAACCUAAAAUGUGUACCGUUCCAAAUCCGCACACACAAAAUUCAUCCUCAAAAUUCGAGUUAUCACCAAAUUUUCAGUUAGAAGUUAGAAACAAAGUUAGUUUUUGCAUCAUUCAUUUAAUUUAUUUCGCCUUCAUAUCCGAAUGCGCUAGCCCCAGCACAGCUUUCGUAAUUUCUUCUACAAUCUUGACUCCUUUAGGUUGUCUUGGAAAAUGCUUCUUCAUAAUGGCCCAGUAUUUUCCCAUUGGGCACAAUUCCAGAGUAUUGUGGGUAGAGGAGGUUCAGAGUUUCCGGCACGAAAUCGACAUCAUUUGCCUUAAACCACACUAGCACGUCCUUCGUGUAGUGGCUUCAUGCCAAAUCCAUCCAUUAACUCGGCCGUCGCUGCUCUUGUAGACACUACUCCAAAUACUCCCGUCCCCAUUCAUGGUUCUUCUGGUAACGAAUGGUGGUCUCCGAUUUCCGCAAGUACAAUUCGCUUGUCGAAUUAAGAACUUUUUGGCGAACUUCGACAUCUUCUGUGUUCCGCGAUGCGAUGGAUCCUUAUUUUUAGCCGUAUUUUUACUUGUGCAAAAGUCCUUCGGGCACACACUAUUCUUUCGUCGGAAAUUUAGAAACUUUUACGCACCUGAUGAAAUCAACUCACAGAGUGUGGAAGAUUUCUACGCAAAGUUUCAAUUAUUUUACCCAACGGAUCAAAUGUUAAAACAAUUUGUUAAUGUGCGUAUUUUAAACAGAACACUCUUUACUCAAAUUAAUAUCGUUUUCGCUUGAUGUCAAUCCUUAGCCAGUUUCCACCCUAACUGCUGUCAAACCGUUUGUUUGAAGCUAGUUUCGAACAACGGUGAAAUGCUGAACUCAAAAUCGAGUCAGUUUCGGACCUGGUUUUUAUAUUAGGUUUGCUCAAAUCCCCGUUGCUAAGGGCGAAACCAACACAGUUUCGUGAAAAGUGUUUAUUUGAUGAAACUACUUUGGACUAGUUUCAGUUUUUUUUGCAUCACACUCAAAGCUACAAAAGUGCAAGUAGGCGUAGAACGUCGUUUCCUCACCAUUCGAGAUUUCCAUCUAACACAAAUAAUUUUUUUCGCAGAUUUGAUAGGCCGCUUUAUGUUUUUGAAUACGCCGUAUAGUCAAUUGAUUUUGGUUUAAGAUUAACAAGUUCAAUCAUAUUUGAAGGUUUUCGAUUACGAUUUGCAGAUCUUUCGAGUAAUAUUAAACCAACAUAAUUAAUACACACCUGCAAACGAUACAGUAAAUCAUUAAAGUGUGCUAUGAAUCCCAUCGCGUCCCCAGUGAAUCUCGCAGACUCGCAUAGCUGGCGGCAGUGUUCCAACCGCGACAUCAAAUCCCGUAUGGUGCAGUUACACGAUACAGGAGCAAGGAGCGACUGUGAAUUUUGGGUCGGCUCAGACUACGAUGAGAUCGUUGGUCAUAAGCUUGUGCUUUCACUGGCAUCUCCUGUAUUCGAAUCGAUGUGGUACGGGUCAGUUGAUCAGCCAAAGGAUGAACCGAUAUGCGUUCCGGACACUCGGGCGCAUGUGUUCAAAAUGCUAAUUAAGUAUAUUUAUACGGAUGCAGUCGACAUAGAGUCGAUUGACGACACUAUCGAUCUUUAUUAUGAAGCAGAGAAAUAUUUGCUACCGGGUCUGGCCGAUCAAUGCACAGACUAUUUGGAGCGAAAUCUAGAGGCAGACAAUGUUUGUAAAAUAUUUGAAUUCGCUGUUAAAAAUCAACUGCCAAAUUUGAAGGACAUGUGCAUUAAUACAAUACGUUGCCAAACAAAGUAUGUAAUCACUAGUGAAGGAUUCCUUGCGGCCGACCUCAGCACGAUAAUAUUCAUAUUGGAUCAGGAUUGGUUGAAUAUAGAUUCUGAGAUGGAUCUUUUCAAAGCUAUUAAGCUUUAUGCACUGGAGAAUAAUCUAUCACGAAAGGAACGAUUGCAACCGAAAAAGGGAGACAAGGAGGUGGAUUCUAACAACAAUGAGAUAGAGAAUCCAACCAUUCUUCACGCACUACAUCGUAUUCGGUUCUUAAAUAUGGAACCUUCGGAGCUUGCUCCCGAACUUAUUAAAACGAACAUUCUCCUCGAUUCCGAAGCUUUAACAAUUCUAGUGUGCGUUGAAAUGAAAAGUUGUGAACACAAUUUGGAAAUGCCUGAAGGAUUUUCAGAUGUUUCCACUUCGAGGGUUUUUGAGUCGGAAAGUAUCUUAAUGUUUUUAAAAUCCUUCAAUUUACAUUAAAAAAAGAAAUAUUCUCAUACCGAAUCCGAUUUGUCAAAUGUCAUUGAAACGAAUUCUGAACUAUUCAAUGUGGUAACAAAUUCAUUGUAAGGAAAUUUCGUUAUUGUAUGCAUUAAAAUUAUUUUUUGGUGAACGUUUCAAUGUUUCAAUUUACCACGGCCCUUAAAUAAUAGUUCCGUUAGUUGUUUUGUUUUUCAAUUAAGCCUCAUUGAAAUACACGUCGAAUAUACGAUAGAGUACAAAGCAUCUUUCCAUGUUUUCCAUGGAUCUUACGUAAUUUCUUAGUUCUCUACACUAAACUCUUUUUUCUUUGUCCUAACUUUAGCUAGUAAUCUUUCACAUGUCCGAGUUUCAAAGAAUUCUAGAAAAUUUAUGUAUUGUCGUUUGACGGGCCGCGGGUUUGCCGUAGUGAAACACAUUUGAUUUUAUCGUUCAAGGCGGUACAGCGAUUCGAACGGUUUUCCUACUUUUCGGUAACAUUUCCGUAGUACGAUUUGUCAAAACAAAACAGCCUCGGCAAUUAUUUGUUCAUCCGACCUAAAAAAAUUUACCAGCGAGUAUUUUCUUGAGAUCUAAGAAAGAGGAAAAAGUCACCGGGAUCCAAAUCUGGAGUGGAUAUCGACUUCCAAUGCCAACUUCCCUUCUCGAGUAGCCUAGAUAGCCCUGUAGUGUCGGUAGCGGUUCCCAGCUGGUUGAGAAAAAUAUGGUAAAAGUCCACUAAACAUGUAAGCCGUGUGGUAUCCGGUGGAAUCAUUUCAACCAAUAAUUGAUCCACUGGUUUCCUGUUCCAUGUCGUAGAAGGCCACUAAAACGGGAGCUCGCAAGUCAAGGUGUAUUUCCGUACCAGUGACUGAAUGUGGACUGUGCCCUUGUAGAGCUCAAAAUUCCGUAUCGCAGACUAAUUGAAGGCAUAGGAAGAAAGUAUAUCUAUUGUUCCGCAUAUUUGCCGCAUAACAGGUUUUCACCGAGCGAUGACUUCAUGUUCUUCAUUUUGUAUGAAUUCCAUUAGUAGUAAAUUCAUUUAUAUUUUUUUUAUUCAUACAAUAAUUAGUUGUUUUUUUUAGUGCUAGUUGAUCACGCCGCAAGCCGUAGUGUGAUAACCGACAUAAUCUUUCUGGCGAUUACUGUUUGUUUGUUGGCUCUGCAACGUGAUACACCGAAGUGUAAUUACCCCCGGUCAUUCUAAUAUUACUGAAAAUGAAAUGGCUAGAGCCGGUGCCACGGAUGAAAUAACCAGCUUUAUCUAUCAACUAAAUGGAUAAAGCAUUAGAGCAUUCUGACUCGGACAAAACACAUGAACGCGAGCACACUUCAGAAGCGUGUUUGGCCAUGCUGAUACGGAAUUCGAUAGCCUUUUAGAGACGAGUGGUAACUGUUGGUCGGACCUGGACUUGCUAUUGCACGACAGAGAACAGAAUGAGUAUGUGGCAAUGUACUGAAACCGGCAAGAAUGCUCCGAUGAGGCCUAGGAGGAGACUCAAUGCGUAGGAAAGGCUGUUCUUUCGGGAAUUAUCAUGGCAUAGUCUUCGUGGACUACGUCGAAAAAGGAACAACUAUCAGCUGCAAGUAUGACUGUAAAGACUGUUUCAGAAAAUAUGGACGCAACGAAAAAUCGCUGACAUUUCGCAAUGGUUCAGAAUCUGUCAAUUUUUAUGGCUGCGUUCUGUUGUUUGCACUCUUCUCUAACCACUUGUGCAGUUGUUGAUUCGUUUUCAUUAGUUUGUUUCGAAAUGCGUGGACUUUCAGCAGAACAACGUCGAAAAAUUGUGUACAAAUGGUGACAGAAUGCGGACUGUCACUAAGAAAGAUGGCAAAAAUGGAAGGAGUAAGUGGAAAAGCAGUGCGAAAUGCAAUCAGGAAGUUCGGUGAACCUUUGAGGAUAAACCGAAAACGGGUCGAAAGAAAGGUCCUGCUAACCCUCAGUUGGAUAAACGUAUACUGAAGGCGUUCGAGCAAAAGAAGGAGGUUUCAGUUCGGGUUGUGGCCAAAAAAGUGGGCACUUCGAAGUCAAAUGUUCUUCGUGCUAAAGAACGUUUGAAUCUUCGAACCUAUAAGAAGCAGAAACAACCAAAGCGUAGUCCGAAACAAGAAGCAUCAAUUGCCCACAACUUCGACCAAUUGAGGAAUUUUGGGCAUUAACGAAGGCACAUCUUAGGAAACAUGUAUUGGCAGCCGAAACCAUUCAACAGUUCGAAAAAGAUAGGAAAAAGUGUCAAAACUUGUCGCCAAGAAGUCCGUACGGAAUUUAGUGAGGAACGUUCGCAAGAAAUUGCGCCAGCUAGUCUACAAUGGCUAAGUAGCAAAUGUUGAGAAUGAUAUUCUGUU
Messenger RNA from Malaya genurostris, 6795 nucleotides. RefSeq names its product BTB/POZ domain-containing protein 6-like. Bases 3502 to 4470 code for a protein of 322 amino acids. Gene Ontology annotation, biological process: neurogenesis. The record is from RefSeq and is a predicted model, not a curated record. Gene Ontology annotation, molecular function: protein binding. Gene Ontology annotation, cellular component: cytosol; P-body. The transcript has 3 exons. NCBI's taxonomy places the organism in Eukaryota, Metazoa, Arthropoda, Insecta, Diptera, Culicidae.